Messenger RNA from Plasmopara halstedii, 870 nucleotides. Its product is annotated as checkpoint protein. Lineage: Eukaryota; Oomycota; Peronosporomycetes; Peronosporales; Peronosporaceae. Bases 1 to 870 code for a protein of 289 amino acids. Gene Ontology annotation, biological process: meiotic DNA integrity checkpoint signaling; nucleotide-excision repair; mitotic intra-S DNA damage checkpoint signaling. The transcript has a single exon. The record is from RefSeq and is a predicted model, not a curated record. Gene Ontology annotation, cellular component: checkpoint clamp complex; nucleolus; site of double-strand break.
AUGCGGUUCCGCGGGACGUUGGCCAAAGACGCACUUGUCGUGCUCCUGGAUAUCGCGCAAUCCUUUGUGCGCCUGGGCUCACAGAGCAGCGCAAAGACAAAUUGUGUCUUUACUUUAACCCUCGAAACGCUAUCUAUCGCACUUAAAAGCGGUGGCGCAGAGGAGCUCCAAAGUUUUGCCCGGCUGCAAACUACGCGUCUCUUUCAUGACGUUGUCGUGCAGUCUCGAGCUGAAAACCACAUUGGCUUCCUUUGUGACAUGCGACAUUUCCAACAAGCGUUAACAUCAGGAAAAGACGCGAGUGCCGUUAUGUUGCGUCUACUUAAGCGAGACGGCAGCAAUUUCUUAUGUCUGAGGACGCGCGCCGUAGACAUCGAUAUUAUACAGAGUAUUCCAAUCGAGGUAUUGGCUAUGAGUACUAUAGAGCACUAUCAAGAGCCUUGUGUUCCAGCACCAGAUAUUGCAAUUGAAAUGCCGCCGCUCCGCGCACUGCGUAGCAUUGUAGACAAAUUAAAAGGUAUGCACAAGACAAUGUCGGUGGAGGCCAGCAGGAUGGGCACUGUCAUUCUACGCAUCGAUACGAAUCCAGUCACACUGCAAACAUUGUUCGCACACUUACGCUAUCGUGAUGAUCUGAUUGAAGAUGGUGGAGAUGACGAAGAGGAAAAGGCAAGUCGAAGAGAAAAACGUUCGUUUACUGUCACAGUUGAUAGUAAAGUGCUAAGCAAAGCGAUUUUAGUAGAUGGACAGUCGACAGCUUCGGUGCUGUGUUGUAUCACUGAAAAUCAAGCAAUGGUGCUGCACUCCAUUCUUGUGGACUCUUUUGGGUCUUUUACGUGCUACAUUCCCGUGCUCACGCCCGACCUUUGA